Laccaria bicolor S238N-H82 is the source of this 525-nucleotide messenger RNA. RefSeq lists its product as uncharacterized. The coding region runs from base 1 to 525 and encodes 174 amino acids. Gene Ontology annotation, biological process: mitochondrial respiratory chain complex IV assembly. The record is from RefSeq and is a predicted model, not a curated record. The transcript is spliced from 2 exons. Gene Ontology annotation, cellular component: mitochondrial inner membrane. Lineage: Eukaryota; Fungi; Basidiomycota; Agaricomycetes; Agaricales; Hydnangiaceae.
AUGUCACAAUACGUCGACAGACGCGCAGCCGCAAAAUCAUACCGCCCAACAGCCGGUUCAAUGUCCCCAGGCCUCAAACGCGCACGAGCACCCUACCGCGUCAAAAACGCCCUCCUAGGCCUCACUCUCGGCGCAUUCGCAGUCGGCAUAUGGGCUUAUUCAAUAAGCGCAGUGAAGCAGGACGUGUUUGAUGAUAUCGACGAUGAAGCCAGGGCUCUGAGGGAAGGAGGUGUGGGUGCUAAUAAAACUGCUGCUGGAACGACGGGAUCUACGACUGUCGGGUUGGCUUCAGUAUCAACAACGCAGGGGUUAGUGGAGGAUAGGACGAAGGGCCUUGUCAAAUUUGGGGGUGAUGCUGGUGUGGUGGAGAGGAAUGAAUCGACGAUAGGCUUGUUACAGCAUCUAGACCAACGAUUCCCGUGGCUUCUCGAUCCGCAACGCAAGACCUUUGUAUGGGGUGCUCCGCCUGUGGAUAACGUCGGGAAGAUGCGCGACACCUCAUCCUCCUUGUCAUCAUCAUCAUAG